Lindgomyces ingoldianus is the source of this 1716-nucleotide messenger RNA. RefSeq lists its product as uncharacterized. Bases 1 to 1716 code for a protein of 571 amino acids. NCBI's taxonomy places the organism in Eukaryota, Fungi, Ascomycota, Dothideomycetes, Pleosporales, Lindgomycetaceae. The transcript is spliced from 11 exons. The record is from RefSeq and is a predicted model, not a curated record.
AUGCAGGUCAUUGCGACCUCAAGACCGGUGUGUCAAGCGCCACCAACCUCACACUCCCUAUUUCGGCUCGAGCUCCCAAUCAGCCGUUUUCUGCAUCUUCGUCUUGGCUCGCUUAAGCUGAAACUGCGCUUUUGUUACGACAGCCAAAGAACCACCCUCAAUCUAGCUUCACAAGGCUGGAGGCUGGAAACUGCAAGGACGCCUGAAAUUCAAGAUUUGCUCCUGCAGCACCUCUGCCACCAAUCCCGGCCGAUCGCACACCAACUAGAGCCUACAACGCUUGGCCUACCGGAAAGACAAGAACGCCCUUGCAGGGUAGUCAGCAGCAACGGCGGGCGUGGGCCAAGCCUUAGCAAGAUGACGGCAGGAGCAGCGGAAGCACUCGAGACGGCCGAGACGUACGAGCAGGUGAGGGAGCCUGUAUUAUCACCGCCUUCGCCUAUUCUUUGCAGGCAUGUGCAUGGAAGCUGUUUAUCUGACUCACUGAUAUUUGUGGUAGCCAUUUAUUCACGUAGGGGAGAGUUGCUGGCAAACUUGGGCAUUUUUGUAGCAGCCAUCUCUUGGGUAAAGGGAAUUUGUUUAUCUGACCGUGGUAGCAAUGGGGAUUCGUAUCUCAAUCUUGACGUCUUUUUUCGAGACGCUCUAUGUCGAAACUCUCACCCUGAACCCCAGUCCGCUGGGGCGAUCGUCGAGGGGCCUUCUGCGUCCUUGUCCAUCCUCGGCUUCCCUUUUCAAUCUAAGCACCUUUUCGAGAAUUUCGUCUCCUCGUUGUCUGCUUGGGGUUACGAACUCUCGCUUCCUCACGCUCUGGCGCGCUUUACAGAGCUAAUUGGGUAUUUUAGCACCCGUCGACUGCUUUCUCAUUCCUUUUCGCACUCUUUAAUUCUUACUUGUGGCGCCUACCUUUCUCGCUUGUGCAACCUAAAGUUCUCCCUCACGCAGCCCUCGGUGAACACUCACCACAGCCUUAAGCUGUACUUGCAUAGCUCCUUAAUCGACAUCCCUGCCGAAAUCUGCAACGCACAGACAUGCCAGAGUCUUCGAAAAGUUCCGCGUAGUUCGCCGCUCGCAGACCUAGAAUCUAACUCACCCAACUUAUGGUCGAGAUCUCCGAUAGUUUGGGGGCCUACGUUAAUUACCACUGAUGCUGCUGUUACGAUGGACAGUGCCUUCAGAUUUUCCACACUCUGUCUUGAGUUGCUAAUUGUGCAGCAGAGUCUUUCCUUUCUCAUCGUGCAGCCGCCUAGGAGUGCUAGGGUGACUUGCCAAAUUAGGCGCAGAAAAGAUCAAAUGCAUUGCCUGUUUCAACUAAGCACAUGGCUUGCAAGGGAUGUCCUGCAGGCUGACUCGGCCAGGAUUGCUUGGGACCCGAGUUGUGGCUUGAGCCUUGCAAAUGCCCGUAAGCACAGCAGCCUUGCACUUAGGAUCGUACGUAUUAAUGAUGAGCGGCAUCCACCUGGUUGCCACGCACAAAGGGUGGGAGCAACCGCAGGCCUGGAUGCCUUAUCACUCUCCCUUUCGUCUACAAUUACCAUCUCUAAUCAUGAUUGGUACCUGCACAAAACUUUCAUAACACUUGGUCAUGCAUUCGCUAUUUCUCGAUUCCUAGUAAUCACUCACCUGCGGCUGGGGGGUACCUCGCUUCAUAAUUGGUGGUGGGCGGAUGUGAAACGAACCACAGCACAUUCACAUCUACUAGGGAACAUUGACACGUAG